Molecule: messenger RNA, 683 nt
Organism: Cyprinodon tularosa
Lineage: Eukaryota; Metazoa; Chordata; Actinopteri; Cyprinodontiformes; Cyprinodontidae
Product: cystatin-F
Exons: 4
Coding region: 87-512 (141 amino acids)
Biological process (GO): immune response; positive regulation of myelination; negative regulation of microglial cell activation
Cellular component (GO): lysosome; endoplasmic reticulum; Golgi apparatus
Molecular function (GO): cysteine-type endopeptidase inhibitor activity
Source: RefSeq, a predicted model, not a curated record
CCGUCUCACAGGAAGUGAUGUCAGACCCGUCUGAGGCAGAGGCAGAGGGAGGAAGUAGCUGAUCUGUUUUCACCGGAAACACUCAAAUGGAGGUGAGAAAGAUGCUGCCGCUGCUGCUCGCUGCUGCUGCUCUGGCUGGUGCGGCAGCAGGAAGCUAUCAUGGCGUCUCCAUGCCAGGAUCUCCAUCCAACAUCAGCAGGAAUGACGCCGCUCUGCAGCAGGUGGUCCUCACCGCCGCUGCUGACUUCAACAAGCGGUCCAACGAUGCCUUCCUGUUCAAACCUUCGGCCAUAAGCACAGCGCAGCGACAGGUGGUCAAAGGGAUCCGGUACAUUGUGGAUUUCCAGAUUUCCAGAACGGUCUGUCCUAAACGGGAUCCCAUCCAGGACCUGUCCAAGUGCGACUUGCAGCCUCAGGGCCUUCUGCACCAGACGUUCCGCUGCCACCUGGACCUCUGGCUGAUCCCUUGGAAGCAUCGCCAUGAAACUCUGGAGCUGCUCUGCAAACCCUGAACCAUAGAAGCAUCAGCAGCAUCUGACCCAGAGCGCUUCUGUUGGACUACUGCUCUUCAUUUGAAUAAAAGUAUUGGCUUUAAAACCUUCACCCCCUCAGUUCCUCUGAUCUACUCAGAACCUUUGAUGGUUCAUCCUCGGCCCACUUAAUAAAUAAACCAGAACACAGCA